Molecule: messenger RNA, 1107 nt
Organism: Psammomys obesus (fat sand rat)
Lineage: Eukaryota; Metazoa; Chordata; Mammalia; Rodentia; Muridae
Gene: Slc25a48
Product: solute carrier family 25 member 48
Exons: 8
Coding region: 107-1042 (311 amino acids)
Biological process (GO): transmembrane transport
Cellular component (GO): mitochondrion
Molecular function (GO): transmembrane transporter activity
Source: RefSeq, a predicted model, not a curated record
UGCUGGGUGUUGCCGCUCCCGGAUCGGAUCGGCAAGGCCAUGCCCGACCCACACUGAAUGGGCGCUGCCCCAGCUGUGGGAGGGCCAGGCACCCGAGGCAUCGGCCAUGGGCAUCUUCCAGCUGGAAGACUUUGUGGCGGGCUGGAUCGGAGGUGCAGCUAGUGUCAUCGUUGGCUACCCUCUGGACACAGUCAAGACUCGCCUGCAGGCUGGUGUCGGCUACGGGAACACGCUCAGCUGCAUUCGCAUGGUGUACAAGAGGGAGAGCGUGCUUGGCUUCUUCAAGGGCAUGUCCUUCCCGCUGGCCAGCAUCGCUGUCUACAACUCAGUGGUGUUCGGGGUCUUUAGCCACACCCAACGGCUCCUCAGCCGGCACCGCCUCGGAGAGCUGGAGGACGACCCCGGCCGAAGUGUGUCCGAUCUGCUCCUGGCUAGCAUGGUGUCCGGCAUGAUCUCGGUAGGGCUGGGUGGCCCGGUGGACCUCGUCAAGAUCCGGCUGCAGAUGCAGACACAGCCGUUCGGGGAAGCCAGCCAUGGAUUGAAGUCCAGGGCAGUAGCCCUAGGGGAGCAGGCAACAUAUCAGGGACCAGUGCAUUGCCUUGUAACCAUUGUGCGGACUGAGGGCCUGGCUGGGCUGUACCGGGGAGCCAGCGCCAUGCUGCUGAGGGACAUCCCAGGAUACUGCCUCUACUUUAUUCCCUAUGUGUUCCUGAGUGAAUGGAUCACGCCCGAGGCCUGCACAGGGCCCAGCCCUUUUGCAGUGUGGCUAGCAGGUGGCAUUGCAGGGGCGAUUUCCUGGGCGACAGCGACUCCGAUGGAUGUCGUGAAAAGUCGGAUGCAAGCUGAUGGCGUCUAUUUAAACAAGUACAAGGGCGUGCUGGACUGCAUUGUCCAGAGUUACCAGCGGGAAGGCUUUAAGGUGUUUUUCAGGGGUAUCACUGUGAAUGCUGUGCGCGGCUUCCCCAUGAGUGCAGCCAUGUUCCUUGGGUAUGAGCUCUCACUGAAGGCACUCCGUGGCGACCACACUGUGACAGGCACGUGAGCACCAGGAAAACAUAGAAACUACAGAAAGAACAGAGCAAGAAUUUCUGCAGUCACCAUAAGGUC